AUGUCUGUGACUGCAACUGCAUUUGGUGCAUCUGCGUGUGCAUCUGCAUUUUGUGCAUCUGCGUGUGCAUCUGCAUUUUGUGCAUCUGCGUGUGCAUCUGCAUGUGCAUGUGGUGCAUCUGUGGCCGCGGCUGCGCCCCCAAUCAACCAGGCCCUGUUUCUGGCGCGCAGUGACAAGGCUGUGGGCUUCCAGGUGUCUGCCAAGGGUGCUGCUCUUCUGGACGUUUUUUCCUUCCCACUGGUGAAACCCUCUUUUCCGUUUCUUUCUCUCUUUUUUUUCCUCGUACUUUCUCACUUUCCCUCACCCACCCUCGCUCUCCCUCACUCUCCCUCGAUCUCCUAUACUCUCCCGCGCUCUCCCUCGCCCUCUCCCUUGUUCGCCUCUCCCCCCUUCGCCAGGGCUCUUCACAGUGCUCUCUUCCAUUCUCAGCGAUGGCUGCAAGGCCCUGCCAGACUGCUUUUGUGGCGCCUCAAAAGUCGUUCCCCUCUCUCCGCUCUCCCCUUCCCUUCUGCGCCAGGGCUCUUCACAGUGCUCUCUUUCAUUCUCAGCGAUGGCUGCAAGGCCCUGCCAGACUACCGCAUGCUCGUGCACGCACCCACUGCUGCUCCGCCCUCUGCUGCUGCUGCUGCUGCUACUUCUGGUGCUGGGACAGUCACAGACGGCAAGACUGCAGGUCAGGGAGAGGAGCAGCAGAAGCAGCAGCAGCAGCAGCAGUGGCGCUUCUCCUUGUGGUGCCUCAACCCCGCUGUUGCGUUCCGAUCAGUAGCUUCGGCCUGUCGCACCAUUGUGCUCACGUCCGGCACGCUAUCUCCCACAGAGUCCUUCGCAUCGGAGCUAGGAAUCGACUUCACAUGCACCAUGGAGGGCAUGCAUGUUGUCGACUCCACCACCCAGGUGUGGGCAGGCGUCAUCCCCAGGGGUCCCUCAGGUCUCAGCCUCAACGCCAGCUACGCUAACGCAUGCUCGCCUGUCUUCCAGGACGAGUUAGCAGAGGCGCUGCUGCCGAUACUGGCAGCGACGCCAGGGGGGAUGCUGCUGUUCCUGCCGUCCUUCUGGCUGUUGGACGCCCUCUGUGCUCGCUGGAAGGCCACAUCCGCAUGGCACCGCCUCUCCUCCCUCAAAAAGAUCUUCUGCGAGCCCAGGGGAGUGGAGAAGCUAGAAGGAGUGUUAACACGGUACAGGCGGGAAGUGCAGCAGAGUGCGACCAAGCCAUGGACCCCCCUCGCAGUGCCACAACAUUCCUCUGGAGCAGCACCAGGGGGCGCACGAGCAGAGGCAUCCGCUGCAGCAGCUGAGACAUCGGAUGUAGAAGAGGGAGGGAAGGGGAGGGGGGUGCGGUGGAGAGUGGGUGGGACCGCGGGGGGGAAAGGCAGAGGAAGCAAUGGAGCCAUGCUGAUGGCCGUGUGCCGCGGCAAGGUGAGGUGUCAGUGGGAGGUAGAGAUGUGUGGGAGGGUGUGGUGGGAAAGACUUUCGAGUCGACUCGAAAGGCAAUGGAGCCAUGCUGAUGGCCGUGUGCCGCGGGAAGGUGAGGUGUUGGUGGGAGGUGGAGAUGUGGGAGGGUGUGGUGGGGCAGUUAAGAUAGGAAAGGCAUCGGAAGGCAUUGACUUUGCAGAUGACUCUGCACGUGCUGUGGGUGUUUCUGAGAAUUCUCAAAAACACCGGAACGACUUGUGCUGCCAGAAUCCCAAACGCCUUUUUCUUUUGGAUCCAUGCUCUGCUCACUCUCCUCGAAAUCCCGUCACGCUGCCUUUACUGUUGUCGACUGCGACACUGCCGGACACUUUUGCCGUCUCCCUCCCCUUCUCUCUCUUCUCCUCUCCCUCCUUUCCUCCUCUGUCUUCACCUGCCCCCUUUCCUCCUUCAACCCCUCCUCUCUCGUCCUAG
Closterium sp. NIES-65 is the source of this 1884-nucleotide messenger RNA. The record is from the annotation of a GenBank genome assembly. Lineage: Eukaryota; Viridiplantae; Streptophyta; Zygnematophyceae; Desmidiales; Closteriaceae.